AUGGUGUCGUCCAUGAGCUUUGGGCUUCCAAAGCGGAAGAAGGCGGCUCCGUUGGCUACCCCAUCAGGUGCCAUCGCCGGAGGAAGCGCGGCUGUGCCAGUUCCUGACAACGAGCCUGAUUGGGAUCGCUUGGAUGGUCUGGUCAUGUUAAUCAUCGACGAUCGGCAAGAGCUGAUCGAAGUGGAUCCCGAGUUGGGUCCGAAAGUCUACAAUGCCACGGGCGAGAGCAGCUUCUUCAGCCUGAAGAAUUUGGUGUCAAAUAGCACCUUAGAGGUGCCCCAGAAACAAUGGAAGGACUAUACCUCUUCCGAAAGAAAAGUGGCCUGCUACAUGGCUGCGAAGCGCAACAAGUACUUUCGCGCUUCCGGUGGGCAGCAGUCGGUGGAAGAAUUGCUUGCAAAGCAGGAGGCCGCAAAGAAGGAAGAGGAGGAGUUGAUCAAGCAAUUAGAGGAGCGCUGCGAAGUGGAGCGACGGAAGCCACCGGUGGUGUGGACCUUCAUCGGCCUGGAAGUCGUGAGCGAAAACCACAAGAAGAAGUCGGCCGGGCUGUUUUAUGGCUUGGAGUUUCCAUGGACCGCUCAGAUGCUGGGCGAGUUCGGGGCCAAAUGGCUGACGGAGGCCUUUCAUCGGGCAGGUACGCUAGAAAGAACGAAUCGGGUGACAUCGUUGAAGAUCGAGGACACCAAGGUGACUGGUGGAAACAAUGCCGGGAAAUUCCUCCUCAGCGUCAAGUACGCCAAAGAGAGGGAGGGGCUUCACACAAAGCUUUUCGCCAAGAUUCCUCACCAAAUGACGAAAGACACCAAGCAGGAUCGCUUGAGCAGCUCGGUGCUGAAGCAGCCCAUGGAUUUCUGUGAGAUCAACACCUACAGGUUGGUGGAGACCAAGUUGCCGACUCCAACUCCAAAGUUCUAUUAUGGAGACAUCAGCAACGAAACCACCAACUACAUCCUCAUCACCGAACGAGUGCCCUAUGUGGGCGUGGGCAGGAAGAAGGGGCAAAUCAAGCCCUUUGAGGUCGAGGGGCCCUAUGACAAGUGCAAAGACUACGAACUGAACGGUGACCCCAAGGAGUACUACACCCUCAUCAUGGAGGUCAGUGGAAAGAUCGCCGGGGCGGACAAGUCUGGAAGGCCAUCGCCGUCACGCACCACGGUGAUUUUGGGGCAAUUUGGGUGCUUGUUUACACCCUCAGCACGUACUUGCUGGUGUUGCUAG
Molecule: messenger RNA, 1218 nt
Organism: Durusdinium trenchii
Lineage: Eukaryota; Dinophyceae; Suessiales; Symbiodiniaceae
Source: the annotation of a GenBank genome assembly